Messenger RNA from Leptosomus discolor (cuckoo roller), 585 nucleotides. Lineage: Eukaryota; Metazoa; Chordata; Aves; Leptosomiformes; Leptosomidae. The record is from RefSeq and is a predicted model, not a curated record.
GAAAUCCCUGAGAAUGCGGCCGACGUGGCUCACCUGGCUUUUCUCCAUGGACCAGCUAUUCUGGGCGGAUCCGAUCUGAGAUACACAAAGUCCAAGCUGUGGGAUUUUAUGAAGCACAUCUGGAAGGCAGAGUGGUGGCCGGAGCCAGAGCCCAACGAGCAUUGCUCCCGGCUGCUGGUUCAACACACCGCAACCAUCUUUGGGAAGCACAUCUCCUUGCUGGAUUUGACGGUUUCAGCCAGGCAGGUGGGGCCAGGGCUGGUUUUCCUGAUCUUUGAACACGCUUUCCUGGGUCACGGGAUCAUCCUGCAGACAGUGACUCCCCUGGAGCCUCUCCUACAGAAUGUUGUUCACAAGAUCUACUACCAGAAGAACGUGCCAGCCAUAAUCCCCAAGUUCAUCCUGAGAGCAGAGUGCAUACAGUUUGAACGUGAUAUAACCAUCUGGAAUAACAAACAGUAUCUGCCCAAGCCGCUGCUGGUCAGAGAAGACUCCAGCAUUCAGAAGCACCGGCGCUGGUAUGCCCAGUUCUACAGCGAGAAGAGCAGGAGGCUGCCGGCAUUGAAGGAGGGCCUGGAUUGGUGA